Bactrocera neohumeralis is the source of this 3637-nucleotide messenger RNA. It is a transcript of the gene dsx, whose product is annotated as protein doublesex. Gene Ontology annotation, biological process: regulation of transcription by RNA polymerase II; sex differentiation. The record is from RefSeq and is a predicted model, not a curated record. Bases 2103 to 3062 code for a protein of 319 amino acids. Gene Ontology annotation, molecular function: DNA-binding transcription factor activity, RNA polymerase II-specific; RNA polymerase II cis-regulatory region sequence-specific DNA binding. Gene Ontology annotation, cellular component: nucleus. The transcript has 5 exons. NCBI's taxonomy places the organism in Eukaryota, Metazoa, Arthropoda, Insecta, Diptera, Tephritidae.
AUAGUUGUACACCCUCCGCCAGUUUGUCUAUCGUAUCUCAGGUCUGUGCAGUGACAUUGUCAUUGACAGCAAACAAUUCGCCAAAACGAGCCGACUGCACUACGGUCAUCGGCCACACAACAAGCUCCAAGCAACUCUUUAGCAACGGCAGAACCCCACAACCACUACACCCUUUAUCACGGUCUGUGCAUUCGCACAUCGUUACCACUAUGGCUAGAGCACUCGGGAACAACUCAAUUCACAGUGGCUAGCAUCGCAGCGCCUUGAGUCGACAACUUGGACACUGCACACCACAUUCGCAGUUCUGUGCUGUUCCGCUGCGGCCGGUCACCAUUCGCAUCCGCAUUUGCCUCACACGUUGUUCCAAUUCUUUGCUCAUCAAGUUCAAGUUGAAUUCAUAGUCAAAAACGAAUUCGUAAUUGAUGUUGAUGUCGCUGUCGCUGUCGAUGUUCAUGUCGCCGCUUGUUCUGCGCGUUGUCUAACGGAGUUCGUGUUGUAUUUUGAAAGAAUAAAUACAAAAGUGCCGCCUUUGUUACUUCUGCGCUUUGAGCUGCUCCUAAGCGUAUUGCAUCGGUCAUUGGACAUAUGUAUGUAUAAGUGUGCCAAAAAUUCGGGAUUGUGAUUUUACAUGCGCUGUCGUUCAAAUUUGGUGUUCCGUGCGAUCGCAAACUAACAGUAACGUGCUUCGCUGACAUUACCCAAUAAUCAAAGGGUGUUUGGGUGCGUUGUUACUUUGGGUUUCGCCGUCGGGGAGUUAAUUCAAAUAUUUUCAGUUUCGUUGGAAGUGCAAUCAGAGCCACGAUCAGUUAUUUUUUAAUAGUCGAUUACAAACACAUGCACAUUUAUACGGAAGCUCAUUGAACGAAACCUAUCCUUUUAAACUACGAAGGUUCGCAAAAUAAAGUUUACGGAACUUGUGUAUUGAAGGGCUGCUGUCAACUUCUACCUAAAAACUGAAAAUUAUAAAAAUAGUGAACAAACAUACAAAAGAAAUGCAAUAUCGCCGUGUUAUCAACUUUCGUACAAUAACAUUAUCGUAACAAGGCAAUUAAAUACUAAUAUAAUAUAACGAUUGUUCAAAAAAUUAAAGAUUAAGGAGAGUGCGUGAUUUAUCGACAAAAUAUUACGACCACUUCGGAAAAUGAGUGAAUGGGAUGGGUUAAACUAAAAUCAUAAAAUAAAUAAAUUACUGACAAUAAAACAUAAACAAGGGAUCAGUCUCUGUUAGACAAUUUUAUAUGUGAAAUAAGCUUUCAGGUGAAAGUUCACUUCUAACAUUAAAGCAUCCAAGUGAUAAGAUCUACGAGAGAUAUGCAGACGACCACUUCGGAAAAUGAGUGAAUGGGAUGGGUUAAACUAAAAUCAUAAAAUAAAUAAAUUACUGACAAUAAAACAUAAACAAGGGAUCAGUCUCUGUUAGACAAUUUUAUAUGUGAAAUAAGCUUUCAGGUGAAAGUUCACUUCUAACAUUAAAGCAUCCAAGUGAUAAGAUCUACCAGAGAUAUGCAGGUAUCAAAAGAGUGCUUAUAGGACAUAUAAAACAUUUAAACCAUGAAGUAAAUGUUUUGUUCUAUAAAAACUCGUCAUUGCGAAAGUGACAGUGCGUUAAAAUGCGUUAAAAUAAUAAUUACAAUCGUGCAAACUUAACUUCGUAGAGGCUUCGAGAAUGAAAGAAAAUGUUUUAUCGCAUUGAAAGUUUAAGUAAUGGUUGGUAAUUGCUAAACGAAACCAAAUCAAAUAUCAAUAAUUUGAUAAUAUAAUUAAAGCAGCGGGUCCGAGUCAUGAAUUUUUGUUAUUUAUCUCUAACUUUUUUGUAAGCUGUUAAUUGUAUGUUUGGAAAUGACAUAUAUACAGACAUAAUAACAAUAAUCAAAACUUAGGCCAGCAGUUGGAAGUUUCUUCGGCACAAAUAUACUUCAAAUCAACAGUUGUGUUUCAAUAUCAAAACACUAAAACUUAAUAGCAGUGAAGGUGCGUUGUUAUACGUACUGGUAUAUCCAACUAAAGUGAGCAUCAACAUUUCAGUCUACAUUCGCCCACCUUCUUCGCAACUGCACGGUCAUCACCCACGCAUAGCGAAUAGGUUUCGUAGCUGUUCUUUAAUGGUUUCGGAGGAUAAUUGGAACAGCGACACAAUGUCCGAUUCGGACAUGCAUGACUCAAAGGCAGACGUUUGCGGUGGGGCCUCCAGCAGCAGCGGCAGUUCGAUCUCCCCUCGCACUCCACCCAAUUGUGCACGGUGCCGUAAUCAUGGACUCAAAAUCACACUAAAAGGACACAAACGGUAUUGCAAGUUCCGAUUUUGCACUUGUGAAAAAUGUCGCUUAACCGCCGAUCGUCAGCGCGUCAUGGCACUGCAGACUGCUUUGAGACGGGCACAAGCGCAGGACGAGCAAAGGGUUCUGCAGAUACACGAGGUACCCCCAGUGGUACACGGACCAACGGCAUUACUUAAUCAUCAUCACUUGCACCAUCAUCAUCACUUGAAUCAAAAUCAUCAUGCAAGUGCUGCAGCUGCAGCAGCUGCUGCUGCGGCUCAUCAUCAUAUAUCGACAGCGAUCCGUUCUCCGCCACACGCCGAACAUGGCGGCGGAAAUGUUAGCAGUAGUGGUGGUAUAGCCGGUGGAAUAGGUUCUGCUAUCACCUCUGUACCUGGGUCGGUGCCACCACCCGAACAUCACAUGACCACAGUGCCCACUCCAGCACAAUCGCUAGAAGGUUCUAGUGAUACAUCUUCGCCAUCACCGUCGUCUACUUCAGGAGCGGUAUUGCCCAUAUCGGUGGUAGGACGCAAACCAUCUCUGCAUCCCAAUGGAGUAAAUAUUCCUUUAGCUCAAGAUGUCUUUUUGGAGCAUUGUCAAAAACUAUUGGAGAAAUUUCGAUAUCCAUGGGAGAUGAUGCCAUUAAUGUAUGUGAUAUUAAAAGAUGCUGGGGCAGAUAUUGAAGAGGCUUCAAGACGCAUUGAGGAAGGCCAACAUGUCGUAAACGAAUACUCCCGUCAACACAAUCUGAAUAUAUAUGACGGGGGUGAGCUGCGCAGUACGACAAGGCAAUGUGGAUGAUAAUUUUUAACGUAAUUACACAACAAAUUAUGAUUUCAAUAAAGUUAAAUUAAUGUAAUUAUAAAGUUUAAUAAGUACAUCAGUUCAAUGCAAUUAAAAUCAAUAUAGCAAAUAUAGUUGCAAACUAUCUCUUAACUUAAACCGGGAAAAAUUAGUAAGCUCAGCAAUCUACCGUUGGAAACGUUUUCCUUUUAGCAAAGUUGCAAACCGUUUUUUGCUCUAUGCUAAUUUUUAUUCUUUUAUGUGUUAUAUGGUUGUGUGAAAUAAAUCUUUUACUGAAACUGCAAUCAACUAACAAGUGGAUCGAUCGACCUCUUCAAUCAACAUACCAAACAGCCACUUCUACAAUCAACUAUCCAAUCCGGCACAUCUUUAGUUUCUUCAGCAAUUAAUCCAUAUCACUAUGGGCCGCCAAAUAGGAAGUUUAACAGCUCUGCAAUCAACAUACAAAGGAUAUCCAUCGGCAUUGGAGUUAAAGGGCACGAUAAAUAUGUAUACCAACAUACUCUUAAAAAGCAGCGUACAGAUUAAUGACUAAACUGUUGAAUUUUUAUAAAUAAAAUAUAAAUACAAUA